This is a messenger RNA of Rotaria socialis, 405 nucleotides long. The record is from the annotation of a GenBank genome assembly. NCBI's taxonomy places the organism in Eukaryota, Metazoa, Rotifera, Eurotatoria, Philodinida, Philodinidae.
AUGAGAUCUGCUCAAGUGAUGCGUCGUGGGCGACGAAUAACAGUAACAAAUAAAGAGAUGCUUCAAUCAAUGAGCAGUUCAUGUGAUAUUCCAUCACCACCACCACCACCACCACCAUCAUCAUCAAAAGGUCGAUGUUCAACGUCAUUAUUUACUAACAAACAGCAUCAAGAUUCGCAAGCAUCAAACGAAAAUGAUAAAUCAUCUGUACAGAAAAGAAAUGCAGUGCUUCCUAGGUUUAAUCCAUCGUCUCAACGAGCAAGUUUUCAACAAAAAGAUUUUGAAGAAUUAGAAAAAUCCAGGCGAAAUAUACAAAAUUUCUACAUAUUUUUCUUAACACUUUUCAUCGUUCUGUUUCUCUGUAUUGUUUAUUCAUUUAUUCGCAUGAUGACAAAGUCGGUUUAA